Messenger RNA from Ananas comosus (pineapple), 1344 nucleotides. Its product is annotated as CBL-interacting serine/threonine-protein kinase 12-like. Gene Ontology annotation, biological process: signal transduction; protein phosphorylation. The record is from RefSeq and is a predicted model, not a curated record. NCBI's taxonomy places the organism in Eukaryota, Viridiplantae, Streptophyta, Magnoliopsida, Poales, Bromeliaceae. Gene Ontology annotation, molecular function: ATP binding; protein kinase activity. The transcript is spliced from 2 exons. The coding region runs from base 1 to 1344 and encodes 447 amino acids.
AUGCACACCUACGACGAGAAGAAGAAGAAGCAGCCGCAGCAGCGGCCGCUUCUUCUCAAUCGGUACGAGAAGGGAGAGCUCUUGGGCGUGGGCAACUUCGCGUGCGUGUACCACGCGAGGCACAUUUCAACGGGCGACGAGGUCGCAAUAAAGGUGGUAGAGAAAAGCAAAAUCUUCAAAUCAGAGCUGAGCAAGGAACACAUCGAGCGCGAAAUCGCCGUGCUCUACCGCCUCCGCCACCCCAACAUCGUCCGUCUCUUCGAAGUCAUGGCCUCCAAGACCAAGAUCUACAUCGUCAUGGAGUACGUCCGCGGCGGCGACCUCCUGCACAAGCUCUCCACCGACGGCGCGCUUAGCGAGGCCGUCGGGCGGAAAUUCUUCCAACAGCUCAUCUCCGCGGUGAAAUUCUGCCACGCGCGGGGCGUCUACCACCGCGACAUCAAGCUCGAGAACCUGCUGGUCGACGAGAAGGGUGAUCUGAAGCUGUCGGACUUCGGCCUCAGCGCCGUCGCCGAGCAGAAGCGCGCGGCCGCGCUCUUCUCCACAAUGUGUGGCACUCCGGCAUACGUCGCGCCGGAGUUGCUGGCGCACAGGGCCUACGACGCCGCGAGGGCCGACGUGUGGUCGUGCGGCGUCGUGCUCUUCGGCCUCCAGGCGGGCUACCUCCCCUUCCGGGACAUCAACGGGAAAGCCAUGGGCCACAGAAUUCGCAAAGGCGAAGUCCGGUAUCCGAAGUCGUUCUCCUCGGACUUGACCGGCCUGCUCCACCGGAUCUUUGUCCCCGAUCCGACUAAACGGAUCACGAUAUCGGAGAUCAUGGAGACGUCGUGGUUCCGAAAGGAUUUCCGGGAGGUGAAGUUAUACGACAGGUGCAGCAGCUUGGACAAUAUCGAAUACGAGCACACCCCCGGCUCGUCGUUCGACUCCUCUCCGGCGGCGAGGAGGCUGACGAAGCUCAACGCAUUCGACAUCAUCUCCUUCUCGCCGUGGCUGAAACUGUCGGGGAUGUUCGAGGACGGAGGGUGCGAGCGAUGGUACACAUCGAGUGCGGAGGUGCUGGAGAUCGUGUCGAGGCUCGAGGAGAUCGCAGGAUCGGUUGGGUUCACCGUGCAGACCAAGGAUUUCGUGGUGAGCAUCGAGGGGAGGGAGAAAGAGGAGGAAGAGCCGCUGUGGAUCGUGGUGGAGGUGUCGGAGCUCACUCCGGAUGUCGCCGUCAUCGUGGCGACGAAAAAGGGAGGGGAUAGGGAGGAGUACGAGGAGUUUUGCAAUAACAAGCUGAGCCCCGGACUGCAGAGCCUCAAAGGCAACACUUCUCUUGAAAAUGCGGCAUGUGGAGUGCACUAA